GUAGCGGUCUGUACAUAUAUCUCUCUCCAAGCCAUAGCUACACCUGUACCCCAUCUUCACCGGUCUUUCUGGACCAGAUCGUUAUUGGGCCACGCUCUGCAUCUCCAGCGGUUCACCGCACUACGGGCGCACAAGCCACUGCACUUUCCCAUUGCUUGUAAAGUUCGCCAUCUGGCUUGAACUCGACUUGAACCUCCACCACCAACAGCCAUGAGGUCCGCCGCCGUAUUUGCCCUGCUGCUAGGCAUCUUUGCGGCCUUUGCUGCUGCCUGGUCAAAGGAGGAUCACGAGAUCUUCCGUCUGCGCGACGAAGUCAUCAAGUCUGAAGGUGCAAAUGUCACCUUCUAUGACAUGCUCGGUGUCAAGCCCAGCGCGAACCAAGACGAAUUGACCAAAGCCUACCGCACAAAGGGUCGCGAACUCCACCCCGACAAGGCGCGCAAGAUCUUCAUUGCCAACUAUGCAAAGAAGGCUGGCAAGACGGGCAAGACACCUGGUGUCAAGUCCAGCAAGGGCCCCUCGAAGAAGGAGAUUGAUGCGCACAUGAAGAAGGUCACUGCCAGGUACCAGAAGUUGUCUGUUGUUGCAACCAUCCUCAAGGGCCCUGAACGUGCGCGCUACGAUCACUUCUUGAAGAAUGGCUUCCCUGCCUGGAAGGGCUCUGGCUACUACUACAACCGCUUCCGUCCCGGCCUCGGCUCUGUUCUGUUCGGUGUCUUGAUCGUCAUGGGAGGCGGCAUGCACUGGUUCGCCCUGCACAUGGGUUGGAAGCGCCGCAAGGACUUCGUUGAGCGCUAUAUUCGACAUGCACGCAAGACCGCGUGGGGUGACGAGACUGCCAUCCAGGGCAUUCCCGGCGCUGAUGGUGCUCGCGCAAACGUCCCUGUUAACGCUCAGCAAUUUGACAACGGCGACGAGGAGGAGGAGGAGAAGGAGCCUGAGUUCGUCCCAAGGAACCGCCGCGAAGCGCGUGCCUGGGAGAAGGAUCAGCGCAAGAACAGCAAGAAGCCCGCGGCUGUCAAGAAGGCCCGCACCGCUGGCAUCAGCACGCCAAAGGAGACAGAGCUGAUCUCUGGCCCUCAAGGCGCCAAGAAGCGCAUCGUGGCAGAGAACGGCAAGGUUUUGAUCGUCGACUCCGUCGGCAACGUCUUCCUUGAGGAGGAGACCGAGGAUGGCAUGAAGGGCGAGUUCUUGCUCGACCCUGACGAGGAGCCUGCGCCUACUAUCUACGACACCCUUCUGUUCAAGCUUCCCAAGUUCAUCUACAACCAGUCUGCUGGCCGUAUCCUCGGCAAGAAGGAGCUUAUUGACGAGCCUCUCCUCGAGACCUCCGAGCUCCCUGAGGAUGAGGCUGCCAUCCAGUCUGCGACCGCACAGAACAUCAACGGCGAGACAAGGAAACGCAAGACCAAGGCUCAGAGUCGUGCCAGGUAGACACUCAUGUUGUCUACAGAAGAAAUCACCCCAAGCGGCGGAAAAGGUGGCUUCCUUGGAAGCAUGUAGAACAGAUAUCUCAAAAGUGAAUGUUGCAUAGAUCUGGCCUCUAAAAGAUUAUACCAAUUUACCGC
Molecule: messenger RNA, 1568 nt
Organism: Macroventuria anomochaeta
Lineage: Eukaryota; Fungi; Ascomycota; Dothideomycetes; Pleosporales; Didymellaceae
Exons: 3
Coding region: 211-1434 (407 amino acids)
Cellular component (GO): endomembrane system
Source: RefSeq, a predicted model, not a curated record